Messenger RNA from Onychostoma macrolepis, 2549 nucleotides. It is a transcript of the gene arl15a, whose product is annotated as ADP-ribosylation factor-like 15a. The record is from RefSeq and is a predicted model, not a curated record. Lineage: Eukaryota; Metazoa; Chordata; Actinopteri; Cypriniformes; Cyprinidae. Gene Ontology annotation, molecular function: GTPase activity; GTP binding. Bases 522 to 1247 code for a protein of 241 amino acids. The transcript is spliced from 10 exons.
UACAUUUCUCAAUAAACAUUCGGUAUUACACUUCCUGUCUAAUCUACCCGCGCUUCUGACAAUGGCGCUGGUCACUUCUUCAGGCUGAACGUGACGACCGUUGAGAUUCUCCGAGAAGGCGAUGUUGUGUGUAGGUUACUUCCACACCCUGAAUUAAUAGCAAGAUGGAAUACGCUGAUCAGGCAAAGAGGGGCUUACUUCAGCGUGCCAUCUAUUGAAUGCGGAAGAUGAUCUAUGUCUUCACUUCCAGAGACACACCCUCCCGAUCAGUGAAAGAUGAACCUGAUGCAUGUGGCUUUGGAAAGGAGAUUCAUGUUGGCUCAGGAAUGCAGAAAUCCUUUGAGGUGCCAAACAGUGUCACUGUCAAAGCCAUGGCGAUGGGCGAUGCACAGAGGUGCAGGUGGGGCGAACAGGAAGGCAUCACUGCCUGACGCUUCAAUGGCAGACGUCUGCUCCUUCUCCACACUCUCAGAGGGCAAACAAGUGAAAUAGCAGACAAGUGAGCAACGGCUGGCCAUCGCAUGUCCGGGGGGACAGACGGACCCUCCAUCCCCCCCAACCAACAGUAUCUCCAUACAGGAGCAGACGGGGUCCCCUUCACUCAGCCGAGGGGUCUAUUCAGGAGAAGUUGGCAGUGUCUCCAGAAGUUGUGCUGUAAAGCCCCUCCUCCACCUAGACCGGAGUAUGAUGUCGUGUGCAUUGGACUGAGCGGUGCCGGCAAGACCAGUCUGCUAUCUCGCUUGUGCAAUGAGAUCAGUGAUGGCACGGUACCAACCACAGGUUUCAGCAUCAAGGCAGUGCCAUUCGAAAAUGUGAUACUGAAUGUGAAGGAACUAGGAGGAGCUGAGACCAUCAAGAAAUACUGGAGCCGAUAUUAUCAAGGUUCCCAAGGUGUGGUGUUUGUCCUCAACAGUGCCACGUCAGACGAAGAGAUGGAGCUGUCCCGGUCUGAGCUUCUCUCGGCCAUGCAGCAUCCUCAGCUGUGCACCCUUCCUUUCCUCAUUCUCGCCAACCACCAGGAUUCACCAGCUGCCCGCUCUGUAUCGGAGAUGAUGAGAGAGAUGAGAACUCCUGGCCAGCCUUGUGGACUGAAGAUUCAGAAGUACUUGGAGUUGCAGCCGCUGGCCCGAGGGAAGCGAUGGAUUCUUGCAGGCAGCACAACUAACAACAUGAAGGCAGUGAAGGAAAGUUUCAGUCAACUCAUCCGCCUUUUGGAAGAGAAGGAGGUGCUACCUAGCAGGAUAUGAUUCAAUCAAACUUCAAAGUGGAAAGUGGGUUUGAAGUGUUGUUUGCUUGAAGGAUUUUCUUUUUUUUUUUUGGCGACUUUGUCGUUGUUUUAUAACCCACUGGAGACAUAGAUGCAAAUUGCCACAUGUUUUGAUGAGCUCACUGACAUAUUUGUUACCCUCAGGUCAAAGGCCACACAUAUGCUGAUUUAGUAGCAGGUGAACCAAAGUCCUUGAAAGAGAUCAGAUUUUUACCAUUAUUUGUUAAUGUAAUAAGCUAUUUGAUAACCUAUUUGUUGUUUAUUAGUUGGUUGUCAUGUGGUGUGAGUGUGGAAUUUAUGUAAAUAAUAUAUUGUACUAAUCCAUAUUCCUUAUAAUGGUGCAAAAUCUAAAUAAGCUUCUUUAUCGAAAAUGAGUAUAUUAUAUUAUAUUAUGUUUUUUUUGUUUAGUUUUAUUCAUUAUUCCUUCUUCCUUUUAAGAGAAUGUUACAAUGUUUUUCUAGACUAUAUGUUGAGUUUCUUAAUACUGGUUAUGGGUACUUGCGUUUCUUUUUGUCAGAUUUCUAUCUCCAGAUGAUGUUGUUAAUUUUGUUAUUUGAAAAGACGACACACCCCAUUUACUUGGCACUGGCCAAGCUGUUUUCAGGUUUGAGCUGGAAUACAAACUCUAUCAAUCAGUGUCAGCAACAGCUGCAUUUGACAAGUCCCUGUCCGCCAGGCUUAAGCCCUCCAACUGUCUGUGGAGACUCCUCCCCGUCUGCCACCUCACUCCUCGCCCAGCCACGCUCUGCGGCCUCACCCGCUGCUUCCUGCUGGUAUUAUCCAAAUUCCUCUCCACAAAUUUAGAUUCCUGACUGCGCACCUCUCUGAUGUGUUAUUUUGUCUCACGGGAGUCUCCGAGUAGUUUAGGACUCACAUGCUGUGUUUCUGUAUUUAUAGUGUUAACUAGGUUGUACAUGUAUUGCCCGCCAAUUGCCACUCGAUGUCUUAUUUUUUGCAACAACAUAUUUGAACUGCCUUUAAUUUCAUUUGAGGCCAUAUACCAUUUAGAUGUUUCAUGUGAUCCUUUGUAAGUCCUCAGGGUAGCGCUUUACUGCAGUUACAUUUUAUGCAUUUAGCAGAUGCCUAUACUAUAAGGUUUAAUUCACUAACAUUAGUCAAUGCAUUAGGUAUCACAAACUACAUAUUGGAUAGUUUUUACAUAAUUUACUAAUUUAGGUGAAUGUUAAUUUAUACAGAUAAUAUUUGGAAUGUUUGUAAGAAAUUAACUUGUUAAUUGUAAAAAAAUUGUGAAUUGUUAAAUGUUAAAAAUGAAUUUGUAUAU